AUGACGUAGAAUUUUCCAAAUUCUCCUACAAAACUAACCCAAAGGCCCAAGAACUUGGAGCCCACCAUUGUAAGGCUAAGAAAAACUAGGUGGCCUUUUGUCUUCUUCAACGUGAUGAUGUUAACUCUUCUAUGUUCAUUCAUGUCUACCUGAAACCAAUCAAAACCAAAUUGUUCCAUCUCUUUGUUUCAACCUAUCCUAAGUUUUUUGCACAUUCAGUUUUACAUAUAAAAAAAUGUCCGCUAAUGGUUUAGUUGUUAACUUUAGUUCUGUUACCCCUUUCUUUCCAAGUUGCCAUCAAAAUCGACCGACCCAUCAUCAAUUUCCUUCAGUAAAUUCUCUUUUGAAGUUAAAAAAUCAAACUUUCCUCUCUAAAUCUCAAUUCAAGCUCUCCACAAGCUACAAACCUCGCUCCAAUUUUGUAGUUUUUGCAGCACAGUCCAAUUUUACUAAAGUUCUGCAGAAUGUAUGGAGAGUUGGUAAGGAUGGAAUCAACGCAGGUGCAAAUCUUGUCCCGAGUUCUGUACCGAGAACAAUAGCAAGGAUUUCAGUAACUCUUGUGGCUUUGAUUGCUUCGCUUUUUGUAUUGAAGUCUAUCCUCUCCAUAGUUUUCGUCAUAUCGGCUACGAUAGGACUUGCGUACUUUGCAUACCUAGCAUUCAAUAAAGAUCAAGGACCACCAUCUAGCGGGAAUGGAGGAUCUACGACGAAACCAAUGAAUGAUCCUGUGGAAGAAGCUCAAAGAAUAAUGGACAAAUACAAGUAGCAUCAUGAUCAGAGUGAGUUAUUUUGAAGUUUGAAGUUUGAACGACUCAAUUUUUACGUUAUACAUAUGUUAGAUGUAAAGCUGUAAUACUGUUAGUGCUAAUGAGAAAGGAAAGAUGUUGAUAGAAUGGAAUCGCCAUCAUAUACGUAGACUUUGUUUCAUUUUGGCAUAGAUGUUGGAUAAAGCAUGUUUGAAUUUGCUUUACUUUAUUCAAUUGUUUUUUUUCUUGAA
Messenger RNA from Lathyrus oleraceus (garden pea), 997 nucleotides. RefSeq lists its product as uncharacterized. Bases 236 to 766 code for a protein of 176 amino acids. The transcript has 4 exons. NCBI's taxonomy places the organism in Eukaryota, Viridiplantae, Streptophyta, Magnoliopsida, Fabales, Fabaceae. The record is from RefSeq and is a predicted model, not a curated record.